AUGUUUCAACAAAAUAAUUUGCUCAAAUGUAAUUUUAAUAUAAUAUUUCAUAACAUUUCUUUCAGAACAAAUAAAACAGAAUGGAAAAAGGGAUUGAGUGUCAAUCCCAAUAAAAUAUAUCAAAUAGAAAAUAAUAAAAGUAAUAUAAAUGAUACAUAUUAUCAUAUAUAUGAGUAUGACAAAAAUAUGGUACUUAAUAAAUUCGUCGAGAUGUAUAUAAAAAUGUGGUACAUAAAGAAUAAGACAUAUAAAAUAAACAAUAACAAAAACAAAAACAUAAAAGAUAAUAUAAAUAAUAUAUAUAAUAUAUAUAAUAAAAAUCAUAUAUAUAAUAAUACAUCGAACACAAAAUAUGUAAGAAAUAAACAACCAUUUUAUAAUAAUAAUAUACAUGAUAAAUUUGGGCUUGUUCUAUUUUCCAGAUUUCUUUUCACUAUACCCAUAAACAAUAUAAAUAAUUAUUUUAACAAAAAACAUAAUGAUAAGAAAAUAAAUGAUAAGUUUGAUACGUCUUAUUGUGAGGAAGGUCCUAAUAAGGAGGUACCUAACAACAAUGGUCACCUUAAAAGAGAAGAACUGUCUGGGCAAACAUUAACAUAUACAGAAAAUAAAAAUAAUAAUAAUGAUAAUAUAUAUAAUGAUAAUAAUAAUAAUGAUAGUAAUAAUAAUGAUAAUAAUAAUAAUGAUAAUAUUAAUAAUGAUAAUAUUUAUAAUAAUAAUAUUUAUAGUGAUAAUAUUUAUAAUAACAUACCUAAUAAUCAUUCCAAAUACAUUUUUUUAAGUGAGGAUGAAAGUAAGGGAGAUAUAACAGAGGAUAUAUUUCCUUAUACAGAUUUUAUUAUAGAAAAAUGUAAGCUUAAUAUAAAAAAUGAUGUAGAUAUAUAUGAAAACACAUGGUAUGUGAAAUUAAUAUAUGACUUAUUAAAUUCAACAAAAUUAUUUUUUGAUUGCACAUGGAUGAGUUCCAUUAUAAUGACAACAUUAUUUAUGAGAAUAAUAAUUUUGCCAUUAACUGUAUCUUCAGAAAGAGAUAGAAGAAAACAAAAAAUAUUAAGUCCUUUAUUAAAAGAAUUAACAAAGAAAUUAAAAGAUAAUGCACAAGAUGGAAAUAUUAAAAAAGCUUUAGAAUUUAAAAAAAAAAUUUUAAAUAUAAGAAAUACACAUGGUAUAUCUCUAAUACCUAAAUCUAUUAUUUUAAUGGCUUUCUUUCAAACACCUUUAUUUUUUAUAUUCUAUUUUUCUAUGAAAAGAAUAGCAUCAUAUCCUGAUAUUUUUAAAGACUUUACAUUUGAAUCUCCAUUAUGGCUAGAUAGUUUAUCUUUGCCAGAUCCUUAUUAUAUUCUACCUGUCUUAUCAUCUCUUUUGUUAUUAUCAAAUAAUGAAUUAACAUUAUUAAUAGAUAAAAAAAUUAAUGAAAAUAAUAAACAAUCAAAUUUAUAUGAUCAAGAAGAAACAGAAUUUCAAAAAAAUAUUAAAAAAAUUACAAAGCUCGGUAUGAGAUUAUUUUAUAUGUCCUCUGUAUUAUUCUUUAAAUCCAUGCCAUCUGGAUUAUUUAUAUAUUUUAUUACAAAUACAUUCUUUCAGUUAUUUAUAACACAAAUAUGUAAAAUAAAAAUUAUAGAAAAUUUUCUUGAUCUACCUCCAUUACAUUCUAAAGGAUUUAUAACUAGUGCUAAUACGACACAGCAACAAACAGCUUCACAAAAAAAAAUAAUACACAUGAAUGACUUAAUCAAAAGGAAAAAAAUAAAAUGA
Plasmodium gaboni is the source of this 1755-nucleotide messenger RNA. Its product is annotated as putative mitochondrial inner membrane protein OXA1. NCBI's taxonomy places the organism in Eukaryota, Apicomplexa, Aconoidasida, Haemosporida, Plasmodiidae. The record is from RefSeq and is a predicted model, not a curated record. Bases 1 to 1755 code for a protein of 584 amino acids. The transcript has a single exon. Gene Ontology annotation, biological process: protein insertion into membrane. Gene Ontology annotation, cellular component: membrane. Gene Ontology annotation, molecular function: membrane insertase activity.